Suillus paluster is the source of this 1692-nucleotide messenger RNA. Its product is annotated as major facilitator superfamily domain-containing protein. NCBI's taxonomy places the organism in Eukaryota, Fungi, Basidiomycota, Agaricomycetes, Boletales, Suillaceae. The record is from RefSeq and is a predicted model, not a curated record. The transcript is spliced from 14 exons. The coding region runs from base 112 to 1470 and encodes 452 amino acids. Gene Ontology annotation, molecular function: transmembrane transporter activity. Gene Ontology annotation, biological process: transmembrane transport.
CAACCUUACAACGUGGUCACGCGCCACAACUCAUUGAUGUUCCAGUCCAGUUCAAUUUUGAGAAGCCGUAUAGCAAUGACACUGUCUUGAUCGUUGACUGGGACGGUCCAAAUGACUCCCAGAAUCCUAAAAACAUCGUUUUCUUUUAUGGGUCCAGUUUCUUCCUCCAUGAUCGCUCCCGCGACUGGCCAAGUGGCUUCUACAUUCGGGAUUGACAACGACGUCAUAAAUGCACUCACAACCUCCAUUUUUGUGCUUGCGUUUGCGUUCGGGCCCUUGUUUGUGGGCCCAAUGAGUGAGCUUUACGGCCGGUCACGCGUUUUGCAAGUGGCAAAUCUAUGGUAUCUUGCAUGGAAUUUUGGAUGUGGGUUUGCACAGACAGAAUCCCAGCUCCUUGUUUUCCGAUUCCUCGCUGGAAUGGGAGGCGGUGCGCCCACGUCUGUAAGGUCGGCGGCGGUCUUCUUGGUGAUUGCUGGCGACCAGAAGAGAGAGGAAAAGCCUUCGCGUUUUACUCCUUGGCUCCGCUGUUGGGGGCUUCCUGUGGGACCGAUCACAGGCGCUUGGAUUGCCGAACGCUCUAGCUGGAGAUGGGUGUUUUGGUCUACGUCCAUUGCUGAUGCAGUCAUUCAAAUCCUUGGAGUGUUUUGCCUUCGAGAGACUUACGCGCCUAUCUUGUUGGAAAGGAAAGCAGAGCGCAUCCGCAGAUCGAUGGAUGCCGAAAAAGUGCCUUACGGAGAAAUCCGCACAGUGUUUGACAGGCCAAGAUCGCUCGAAACUGGCAUACCAUCAUGGCCAAAGCACUCAUUCGCCCUUUCGCACUCUUUUUCUGCGAACCAAUCGUCCAGGUACUCGGCCGUUUACAUGGCGUACUUAUACGGGUCACUUUAUAUCAUUUUGACGACCAUACCAUCGAUCUUUCAGGGUGUAUACCAGCAGUCGGUAGGGAUCGCCGGCCUUCAUUACAUCGCGCUGGGCAUAGGGUUGGUGGGGGCGUCUUGUUCAAACGCGAGUAUACUAGACAAGGUCUAUCUUUAUUUGAAGAGCAAGAAAGGUGGAGUUGGAAAGCCAGAAUUCAGAUUGCCUCCUAUGUUUCCCGGCACUCUGCUAUUUAUGAUAGGGUGCUUGAUUUUAGGCUGGGCUGCACAAGCACAAGCACAUUGGAUAGUUCCAGAUAUAGGCAUAGUACUUGCGGGAGCAGGCAUUACUCUGAAUAUCCAGUCUGUACACACUUACAUUGUUGAUUGCUUCACGCUUCACGCAGCUUCCGCGCUGGCCGCCGCCUGCUGUCUGCGGGCACUGGCAGGCUUUGGAUUUCCGUUAUUUGCUCCAGCGAUGUACAGCGCACUCGGAUUCGGGAAGGGCGAUACCAUCCUUGCAGUCGCAGCAUUCGUGUUAGGCUGUCCCGCACCCUGGAUAUUGUGGCGUUAUGGGGAGCGAAUACGGAACAGCAGUCGAUAUGCGCAUCCGUGAUGCAAACAUAAAUGCACCUCGUAUCAUCAACGUUUCGCUUGCCCAUCAUGUAUAUCAUAUUUCCUCUGUGCCAUUCCAACGACUACGCCAUAGCAUAGGAUUAGUGUCUUGGCAUAGAUUUUACAUUGUAUACACCAAACGAUUGUGUAGAUAAUGUAUCUAAUCAAGGUAUUCGCAAUAUCAUAUGAAUAUAUUCCUGUGUAUCCUUCGCCGCCACAAAAC